ACCGCUGAGCUUCAGCACGCUGUUUUAGUUUUGCGUACCCAUACACGUGGACGUGAGAAUCAUAUCAUGUUCAUUUCACCGAGAUUCAACAUGUGGAGUUGUUGUUUGCUGGCCCUGUGCUUCUUACGGACUAUACAAGCCGGAUGGUGUCUUAAACUACCGGAAGCACUGGACGUUGUUUACCCACAUCUCAUUGAAAGUCGCAACGAGGCCGGCCAAAAAGUCAUCAAAGUGACCAACAAUAUCACGUUGAACUUAGAGAAAAGCUCUGUAGUAGGAAAACAGUUCUUACUACGUACAUACCAGGGCGACAUUAUGGAACAUAACUAUCUUGACGGAGAAUUAUUAGAAGAAAAUCUUUACCACGACCUUAACCUUUUUGCCUCCGUAACUGUUUCUGAAAGCGCGGGAUUGACGGUGGAAGGCAUAAUAGGCCAGAAAUAUGGCAUAAAGCCUUUACUGCCGCAAGAAAGAACGACGCAAGGGAACAUUCCUCAUAUGAUGUACGCGCUCACCGAAGAUAAAUUUCAAAGGGACACUUUCCGCAGGCCAGUGAGUUCCUUCGUUUCGUCCAGGCACAACGUGAACCAGAGACCGCCAGACAAGAUAAUCUUGGAGCUUAUAAUUGUUGUGGACAGUGCUUUCCGACAACAAUUUAAAUCAAAGCUGGAGCUGCUGGUGUAUCUUAUGAUAACAGUUAAUUCCGUGAACAUAAAGUACCUCACAGUGUCAGACCCAGAAGUAGAGAUAAAAUUUUGUGCUCUCGAAGUCAUUAACCACAAAGUGGAAAGUAAUUUUUUCGUGCGUAAAACAUGGCUUCGUAUAGAAGGCUUUGCUACCCUCCUUAAACUUGAAAGAUACGUCAGAUUUAAUUAUCAAAAAUACUCGUCUUACGACGCACUAUACCUUGUAACAGGCCUUGACAUGGGAUCUGACGGGAUUAAAGGCUGGGAAUCAGGACAACUAGGGAUCGCAUACAUCGGAGGUGUCUGUUCGACUGAGAAAGUUGGCAUCGGUGAAGACAAGAAAGAUACAUAUGAGGGAGUUAGGAUUAUGGCUCACGAAUUGGGACACAUAUUAGGCUGUCCCCACGACAGCCAGCAAUACUAUCGUUUUUCGUCUAAGCAAUGCCCUUGGUAUGGAGGGUACAUGAUGACCCACCUCAAGAAUAGCAGCAACGCCAUGAAGUUCUCUACCUGCUGCAAUGAAGCGAUCACACAUCUUGUAAGAACAACGAACCUUAAUUGCCUCAAGCUAGAAAACGCAAUAAGAAACAUAAGCCAAAAAUAUGACACAGAUAAGCUACCUGGUGAAGUGCUAAGUAGGGACGAAGUGUGCCAACAAUCAUUUCCUGAAAUUGACGACAUUCGCUACGCAACGGCAAGUUUGUUUGUUUACUACGAGAUAUGA
Molecule: messenger RNA, 1410 nt
Organism: Rhipicephalus sanguineus (brown dog tick)
Lineage: Eukaryota; Metazoa; Arthropoda; Arachnida; Ixodida; Ixodidae
Product: metalloproteinase-like
Exons: 12
Coding region: 67-1410 (447 amino acids)
Biological process (GO): membrane protein ectodomain proteolysis
Molecular function (GO): metalloendopeptidase activity
Source: RefSeq, a predicted model, not a curated record